CACUUUUCCUGCCCUAUGGUCUGGCUUGAGUCAAUCAUUACACAUAGUGUACACAUUCAACUUGAGUUGAGCUCUGUCCAGAUUUUGCCACACUGCCUUAGUGCUAAUCCCGACUCUGCAAUACACAGCUCGCACACGGAGCACAGAGGAAAUCCAGAGGUUCACCAUACCCGGUGUACAGGUGCUCCCUGCAAGGACAGCCUGAUGGCUUGUGUUGUGUCCCUGUAUCGGCCUUUAUCUUUACUAGCCCCUGUGGGGGUGAGGCGAGCCAUAGUUUGCAGAAUGUCACUGGACAUGCGAGCACGGGAGGUGUUUGCUACGGCUAUCGAAGCAGUGCAACCAGACAUUGUGAUGCGGCGGGGUCUGGAGCGUACAGGAGACACCCUCCUAGUGAAUGGACGCACCUUCACGCUAAAGAACAACCUUCACCUGGUAGGCUUUGGCAAAGCUGUGCUGGGCAUGGCUGCCGAGGCAGAGAGGAUAGUGGGGGACCACUUGGUGAGAGGAGUGAUCAGUGUGCCACACGGCAUUCAGGAGACAAUACGGCAGCAUGGGAAAGACCAGAUGUUGUUGAAGGAUGGAAGUCGCAUCACAGUGAUGGAGGGAGCUAAACACAACCUGCCAGAUGCUGAUGCCCAGAGGGCAGCCGAAUGUAUCAAGGAGCUGGUCAGCACACUAACAGAGAAUGACAUGUUGCUUGUACUCAUCUCAGGAGGAGGGUCUGCACUCUUGCCUGCACCAGUCCCACCAAUCUCGCUUCAAGAGAAACAGGAUGUUACACGCAGACUGGCUGGUGCUGGUGCCACCAUUCAGGAGCUUAACUCUGUACGCCGUGCCCUGUCAAUUUUGAAAGGAGGAGGACUUGCACACUGCGCUCACCCUGCUCAGGUGGUGGCCCUGGUUCUGUCUGAUGUAAUUGGAGAUCCCCUGGACUUGAUAGCCAGUGGCCCCACAGUGUGGACUGAGGUGUGGCCUGAGGAGAUUUGGUCGAUCCUUGAACGUUACGGGCUGUCCUCCUCUCUCCCUGUCUCGGUGAAAGAGGUGCUUGGACGCUCAGCUCCCCGAUGGGAGGAGUCUGGAGAGCAGUCAGACAGGGCGGCACAUGUUCUCAAUGCUGUGAUUGGCUCCAAUAGCAUUGCUCUGGAAUGCGCAGGGAGACGUGCGCGGGAGCUCGGAUUCCGUCCAGUUGUGCUGUCGCCAGGGGUGUGCGGGAACGUACAGUCUGUCUCUCGCCUUUAUGGUCUACUGGCUCGCUUUGCCUGCUCCCGUGACGAGCCUCCUCCUGAGUUGCCUGCUGAGAUUCUGAAGCUGGGGCCCGAGACAGGCGUGGAAAGCUGGGACUUGUGCCGUGCUAUGCAGGUGCUUGGUGAGGGGCGUGGGGAGGGCUGGGGAGCCACCUGUCUGCUGGCUGGGGGAGAGCCCACUGUGCAGUUGACAGGCAAGGGGCGUGGUGGGCGGAACCAGGAGCUGGCCCUGAGAGUAGGGCUUGAGCUGGCAGGCAUGGAGCUCCCUCCGAAGGGUCCCCUGUUCCUGAGUGGUGGGACCGAUGGUCAGGACGGGCCAACUGAGGCAGCAGGGGCAGUCACAGACGCGGGGCUUGGCAAAGAAGCACGAGCACAGGGGCUCGACCCUGAUGGCUUCCUCGUCAACAAUGAUUCCUUCACCUUCUUUUCACGCCUGUCUGGUGGGCAGCGGCUGCUCCUACCAGGGUUAACAGGUACCAAUGUGAUGGAUGUGCACAUGCUGCUCAUCCCACCAAUCCCCAUAGUUGUGUCUGGUCGUUGAUGAAGACAAGGGCAUGAAAGCUGUCAAUUACACAUUUCACUAUGAAUCCAUACAGAGCAGACUGAGUAUAUUCAGAGAGCAGCUUUUCAAAGCUGACCAUGAUAUUCUUUCCAGAAAAGCCCUUUUGGAGAUCCAUGUUUAAUUUAAAAAGCAGCAGUCAGUUAUGUCUAUUAUAAGAAUAAAUACAGUAAAGUGUACUUUUGUGUUAUUUGUGAAGAGAUUGUUUCUGUACAGAGCAGUUAGUCAGGCGGAUAACCAAAUAUACCCAAGAAUGUUCCAAUUAAUGAUACAAGUAUCAGACAUAGUACACUAAUACUAGAUACCUUAAGGAACAUUUUUGAAGAUUGGAUGCAGUCUAAUGAAAUGCCUGCCAUUCUGAUUUCCUAUUAGAUGAAAAUAGGGUAAAGUCAUUCCAAAUAAUAUGUAAAUGACUUUAAUGUUAUCUACCCACUAAAUAAACCCCAGAAAUAUCAUAGACAAUAACAUACUCUUAAGAUCUUCAAGGGGGUCAUAUUGAGGUCAUUUUGACCAUAGUCCAAUGACUAUGGGAAAACAUUUUGAACUUGUUGAUAGAGCCAAGAAACUUCCCAGCUGGGGCAUGUCUACAUUAUUAUUGGCUAUAGUGCCAUUAGAUUUGGUCCAUUACCCCCCCUGGCUGCCAUUUCCCAUAUGACCAAUAACCAGCUGCAUGGGGCCAUAUUGGACAGGAUUCACUUGGACAUGUCGCCAUAAAAUUAAAUGGUACUUACAGCCCAAUGAUGGUUUCAAAUGUUUGAGAGGGUCUGGAAAACACAAAAUGGCUCACAAAAUAUACUUAUCCUUUAAACUUGUGGUGAAUACAUGUCAAAUGAAUUUUUCCAUGACUAGUUCCAAUAGUUUUACAUGUAAACACUCUAGAAAGUCCUUUGAGUGUUCCCUGAAGUCUACUGAUUGCAAUGAUAUGUUUUGUCAAUUACAUUUUUUUUAAAGACAGGAAACCUGCCCUGUACACAUCACUUUAGGUAAAACUACAUAGGAAUGCAUUAUGUCCAGCAGAGAGAGACAGGUAACCCAUUAUGAGACCUUUCAGUUUUUACAUGUAGUAAAAGUCUAAACAAAGAUGUCUAGCCAUUGCAGAUUUAACCUAUUAUACUCAGUGGUGAAUUUUGUUCACCAAAUUCAACACUCAUUGAUCUCCAUACAAAAAUGCCUUGCUUGGCCAGAAAAAAAGAAAAAAAAACACCUGCUGGAGAAGACAGAUUUUGGGUCCAGUUAUCCCUCUCACUUUGGAUGUUCCUCUCUAAUACUACAGAGAUGACUUUAAUCAACCAAGUUCAUUUUCACCUGUUGACUCUUUCUCAAUGCCACACACUUGUCACUAAUGAUCAGGACUGCCCUGAUAGGAUUUAAAUACAAACUGAAGGUGUGAAUGAGCCUGUCAAGCCGUUACUCAAGUUUCUUUCUAGUUGUGUUAAGUACAUUUCCUAUUUCCUUGUAUAUUUUAGUUACGUACUACUUUUCCUUGUUUAAUAUAAUCAUCCUUAUCACCUUUACCUUUUUACAUUAUGCAACUUGCUUAUGUCUCUCUUAUUUCAGAACCACACACAAAUCCAACUUUACCAUGUCCAACCACAAGUCCAUAAUAAAUAUGUGAACUUUG
Messenger RNA from Oncorhynchus gorbuscha (pink salmon), 3424 nucleotides. RefSeq names its product glycerate kinase (gene glyctk). Gene Ontology annotation, cellular component: cytoplasm. Gene Ontology annotation, biological process: protein phosphorylation. The record is from RefSeq and is a predicted model, not a curated record. Bases 16 to 1785 code for a protein of 589 amino acids. Gene Ontology annotation, molecular function: glycerate kinase activity. Lineage: Eukaryota; Metazoa; Chordata; Actinopteri; Salmoniformes; Salmonidae. The transcript has 5 exons.